UAGACGCUCCCAACACCACCAUCUUGCAUGUGCACCGAUCCCAGCGCCACAACAUUCAGCUGGACACAUUCGCUCUGACUGUGUGUGUGUGGAGACUGCGGAAAAAAAAAAUGCCCAGGCUGGAUUGUUAGGAGGAGACCGCGCUGUGCCCUGUGUGUAACCAUCCUCGAUGCCUCUCAAUUACAUCUAACAGGACAAGAUGAAGCGGAUCGGCAGGCAAAUUGUCUUGCUUUGCUCUGGCUUUUUGGGGCUUGCUUUAGGAGCUUUUCCCACCAGUGUACAAAUAGGAGGGCUGUUCAUGAGAUAUUCUGAUCAGGAAUACAGUGCAUUCCGUUUUGCGAUUUAUCUUCACAAUACUAAUCCCAACACGACUGAAGCACCUUUCAAUUUGGUUCCUCAUGUGGACAACAUUGAAACAGCCAACAGUUUUGCUGUGACAAAUGCCUUCUGUUCUCAGUACUCCAGGGGAGUAUUUGCCAUCUUUGGGAUGUAUGACAAGAGGUCUGUGCAUACACUGACGUCGUUCUGCGGAGCGCUGCACAUAUCUUUGAUCACACCAAGCUUCCCGACAGAGGGCGAGAGUCAAUUUGUGCUCCAACUGCGGCCAUCUUUGAGAGGGGCAUUGCUGAGCCUGCUUGAUCACUAUGAGUGGACUAAAUUUGUCUUCCUUUAUGACACUGACAGAGGUUAUUCCAUACUGCAGUCAAUUAUGGAAAAAGCGGGCCAGAAUGGCUGGCAAGUCAGUGCUAUCUGUAUAGAGAAUUUUGAUGAUGCUAGCUACCGACGUUUACUAGAAGACCUGGAACGAAAACAGGAAAAGAGGUUUGUUGUGGACUGUGAAGUGGAGAGACUACAUAACAUUAUGGAACAGAUUGUAAGUGUUGGGAAGCACGUCAGAGGGUACCAUUAUGUACUAGCCAACUUGGGAUUCAAGGAUAUAUCACUGGAUAGAUUUAUGCAUGGAGGAGCAAAUGUAACAGGAUUCCAAAUCGUGGAUUACAACAGACCCGUUGUUGCUAAAUUCAUGCAGCGUUGGAAGAAGUUGGAUCAGAGGGAGUUUCCUGGAACAGACAAUGCUCAGUUGAAGUACACAUCAGCACUAACAUACGAUGGGAUACUUGUUAUGGCUGAAGCGUUCCGUUACCUCCGAAGGCAACGGAUUGGGAUUUCAAGAAAAGGAAAUGCUGGAGAUUGUCUUGCUAAUCCUGCUGCUCCUUGGGUUCAAGGUAUUGACACAGAAAGAGCACUGAAGCAGGUACGGAUCCAGGGCUUAACAGGAAAUGUUCAGUUUGAUAACUACGGUCGACGGACAAACUUCACAAUUGAUGUAUUUGAGCUGAAAAGUACAGGCUACAGAAAGAUUGGCUACUGGAGUGAUGCAGACAAGCUAGUUCUGAUUCAGAAUGAGAUGAUGUUUCCAAAUGAUUCUUCUGCCAUAGAAAACAGGACUGUUUAUGUCACUACAAUAUUGGAAGGUCCAUAUGUUAUGCUGAAGAAAAAUCAUGACACUUUGGAAGGAAAUGACAAGUACGAGGGUUACUGUGUGGAUUUAGCUUCAGAAAUUGCAAAGCACAUCGGGAUCAAAUAUGAACUUAAAAUCGUUCCUGAUGGAAAAUAUGGAGCAAGAGAUCCAGACACUAAAAUCUGGAAUGGAAUGGUGGGCGAACUUGUUUAUGGGAGAGCACAGAUUGGUGUGGCGCCACUGACCAUUACUUUAGUAAGAGAAGAGGUCAUUGACUUUUCCAAGCCCUUCAUGAGCCUGGGAAUUUCCAUCAUGAUCAAGAAACCGCAGAAGUCCAAGCCUGGUGUCUUCUCCUUUCUUGACCCUUUGGCAUAUGAAAUUUGGAUGUGUAUCGUCUUUGCCUACAUUGGAGUCAGCGUGGUACUCUUCCUGGUGAGCAGGUUUAGCCCAUAUGAAUGGCACACUGAAGAACCAGAAGAUGGACAAGAUGCAUCGCCAAAUGAUCAACCGCCCAAUGAGUUUGGCAUCUUUAACAGUCUUUGGUUUUCUCUGGGUGCCUUUAUGCAGCAAGGAUGCGAUAUUUCACCAAGAUCUCUAUCUGGACGCAUUGUCGGAGGAGUGUGGUGGUUCUUCACUCUGAUUAUAAUUUCUUCCUACACGGCAAAUCUUGCUGCUUUCCUGACUGUAGAGAGAAUGGUGUCACCUAUAGAAAGUGCUGAAGAUCUUUCAAAGCAAACUGAAAUUGCUUACGGAACACUGGACUCAGGUUCUACAAAAGAAUUUUUCAGAAGAUCAAAAAUAGCAAUAUAUGAAAAAAUGUGGGCCUACAUGAAAUCUGCAGAACCUUCUGUUUUCACCAAGACCACAGCUGAGGGUGUGGCACGAGUUCGCAAGUCCAAGGGCAAGUUCGCUUUCCUUCUGGAGUCCACAAUGAACGAAUAUAUUGAGCAAAGAAAACCGUGCGAUACCAUGAAAGUAGGAGGCAACCUGGAUUCCAAAGGAUAUGGAGUGGCAACGCCUAAGAACUCCCCAUUAAGAAAUGCUGUUAACCUCGCAGUUUUAAAACUGAAUGAACAAGGACUCUUGGACAAAUUGAAAAACAAAUGGUGGUACGACAAAGGAGAGUGUGGCAGCGGGGGAGGUGACUCCAAGGACAAGACGAGCGCUUUGAGCCUUAGCAACGUAGCUGGAGUCUUCUAUAUUCUAGUUGGAGGCCUUGGUUUGGCAAUGCUGGUGGCUUUGGUAGAAUUCUGUUACAAGUCCAGGGCAGAGGCGAAGAGAAUGAAGGUGUUGACCUUUUCGGAAGCUGUGAGAAACAAAGCCAGAUUGUCCAUAACUGGAAGUGUUGGAGAAAAUGGCCGUGUAUUGACUCCAGACUGCUCAAAGGCUGUGCACACUGUUCCUACCAUUAGACAGAAUCCAGGAUUGGCUAUAGUAGCAUCAGAUCUACCAUAAAAACCAAAUACUAUUUGAGUGCCUUAUAAAACAAAACACAACAGUUUCGGUGACUAGUAGUAAUGCACCACAGACUGUGAAAACAUUACAAGAAUCCUCAAUAAAUGUGAAGACAAAGAGCAGGGUUGGGGAGAAUUUGCUUGA
This is a messenger RNA of Rhincodon typus (whale shark), 3061 nucleotides long. RefSeq names its product glutamate receptor, ionotropic, AMPA 4a (gene gria4a). The record is from RefSeq and is a predicted model, not a curated record. The transcript is spliced from 16 exons. Lineage: Eukaryota; Metazoa; Chordata; Chondrichthyes; Orectolobiformes; Rhincodontidae. Gene Ontology annotation, biological process: synaptic transmission, glutamatergic; monoatomic ion transport; modulation of chemical synaptic transmission. Gene Ontology annotation, molecular function: transmitter-gated monoatomic ion channel activity involved in regulation of postsynaptic membrane potential; AMPA glutamate receptor activity. The coding region runs from base 200 to 2917 and encodes 905 amino acids. Gene Ontology annotation, cellular component: postsynaptic membrane; AMPA glutamate receptor complex; plasma membrane.